Molecule: messenger RNA, 5170 nt
Organism: Anolis sagrei ordinatus
Lineage: Eukaryota; Metazoa; Chordata; Lepidosauria; Squamata; Anolidae
Gene: NRG3
Product: neuregulin 3
Biological process (GO): intracellular signal transduction; nervous system development; animal organ development
Molecular function (GO): chemorepellent activity
Source: RefSeq, a predicted model, not a curated record
CCCCAUCGUGUUCUCCUCCUCUUCCCGGACAAUAGACGCUUCUUCUUCUCAAGGCAACCCCUCCCUCUUCUCAAGGCAACACUGAGCACCCCCUUUUCCUCCUUCUUUCCUCUUCUUUGCCGGCAGUAGGUCUUCCUUUCCGCUUCUCCUCUUUCUCUCUCAAUAUCUCUCUUUCUGCCUCCGGAUUGGUCCCUGCGCUGUCCAAGGGUUGGCUGCAGGGCUGCUGAAUAACAGGUGCAGAGAGAGAGAGAGAAAGAGAGAGAGAGAGAAAUAUAGCAGGAGGGAGGGGAAGAAGAAAGAGGAGGAGGGAGAGAAGGAGGGAGGGAGAGAGGAGGAGGAGAGCCCAGCAGCCGAGGAAUGUUGCUCCAUCCUCCCGCCGCCGUUUGUGGGGGACAACAGGGGUGCACCACCCCAAAUCCGACCCGGGAGGAGAUUGCAAUGUGAUUUCACCCCCUUUUUUCCCAUUUUUCCCCAUUCCGAAUGCGGAAGAGGAGAGGAGGGGGAGAAAAAGAGAGAGAUUGAAGGGAAGAGGAGAGGAGGCGGCUUCGUCGUCCGAGGAGGUGGCUUCGUUGGAUUCUCUUCUACUUCUUCUUCUUCUCUGCUUCUAGAUCUAUUUUUGGGCUUUUUGGGAAGAGCUGCACAAGGAGGAUGGUAUUUUGUGCCUCUUUUUUGGAUGUCUCUGCCUCAAUUGACGAGGAAUGGGUCUCUUUGGGUUGUUUGAGCUGAUUCAGCAGCGGCGGCAGGAAAAGGGAGGCUCUGAUGCCGCGGGGAGGUGGGGGGAGAUGUCCUUUUGGUAACUGACGCCUCGGUGUGGGUCGUCCUCGGUGUGGGUCGUCCUCUUCCUCGGACCCCCACCCCCCCAAUGCCUGUGUUGCCCCCCGGGGGAGGCUGCGAGGCACCCCUAGGAGGAUGAGCGAAGGGGUCGCCUCCGCCGCCUCGCCGCCAAGUGCCGCAGCCUCUGCUGCCGAGGGCGGCGAUGGCGGCCCCGAUCCUCCUCCUCCUCCUCUUCCUCCGGCUGGUCGGGAGCUGCGCUGCAGCGACUGCAUCGUCUGGAACCGGCAGCAGACCUGGCUCUGCGUGGUGCCCCUCUUCAUCGGCUUCGUGGGCUUAGGGUUGAGCCUCAUGCUCCUCAAGUGGAUCGUCGUGGGCUCCGUCAAGGAGUACGUCCCCACCGAGCUCAUGGAUUCCAAAGGCAUCGAGCAGGACCCGUUCUUCCUCUCCAAACAGCCCACGACGCCGCCUAAAAGCGUCCAGCCGUCCGCCACGUCGAGGACGCCGAACAGGAUCGGAACCCGCAUUACCACCUUGCCCACGCGGCUCCCUGGCACGCGGGGACCCAUCCGGGCCGGCACACCGCGCUCCACCACAACGACAACGAGGCGGCACACUGUGGCGCCCCCUUUCUUCUCAAGCACCACCACAGCCACCACUCUCUUCUCCUCUUCUUCUCUCCCCACGAGUCCUCCGCCCGCACCCCUCUGGCCUACUGCGGCAUACACUACCUCCUCCUACAAGACCUAUCUCCAGGACUCCGCGCCCUCCUGGACCUUAUCGCCCUUCCAAGAGGGCAGCACCACUACUACCACCACCACCGUCCCGCCCGAGGCCAACACCAGCCCCAAAUACCAUACCACAACAUACUCCACUGAGCAAUCUGAGCACUUUAAGCCAUGCAAAGAUAAGGAUCUUGCAUACUGUCUCAACGAUGGGGAAUGCUUCGUCAUUGAAACCUUAACAGGUUCCCACAAACACUGCCGGUGCAAAGAGGGCUACCAAGGAGUCCGCUGUGACCAAUUUUUGCCGAAAACCGACUCAAUCUUGUCAGAUCCAACUCAUCAUUUAGGAAUCGAAUUCAUGGAGAGCGAAGAGGUUUACCAGCGGCAGGUGCUGUCUAUAUCCUGUAUCGUCUUUGGCAUAGUCAUAGUGGGCAUGAUCUGUGCAGCAUUCUACUUCAAAACAAAAAAACACACAAAACAUAUUCAGGAGCAGCUGAAAGAGUCACAGAAUGGGAAAACGUACAGCCUUAAUGCUUCCAGCAUGAUGGCAAAAUCAGAUCCCAGGACCCAAAGCCGAGUACAGCUGCAAAAUUAUUCAAAGGCAAACAGACACCAAGAGCCAGCGAUUGAAAAAAUGAUGGAAUCUAGUUUUUCAGGAACUCAGCCCUUUUCUGAAGCCUUGUCUCCUGACAGAGGGGGGCAGACUAUGAAACCACACAGAAGUCUCUCUUCAUGCUGUAGCCCAGGCCAGCGAACAGGGAUGCUCCACAGGAAUGCCUUUCGGAGGACUCCUCCCUUACCUCGGGGCAGGUUCAAUGGAAUUACAGGACCAGCGUAUCAACAGCUGGAAGAGUCAAGGAUCACAGAUCAGGAGACAAUACCUUGUCAAGGGUUAUCUGCUGGUUUAAAGCCACCACAGAGUUCUUCAAUAAAUAUGCAACUGCCUUCAAGAGAGACGAGCUCUUACUUUAAUAGUAUGGCUCAAAAGGACAUGGUUGGCUACUCAUCUCCACGAGCCAAUUCUGUUCCCAUCAUCCCCUCUGUGGGCUUAGAUGAAGCCUGCAUGCAGACACAAAACCUUUCAGACAUAACAGGCAUCAAAUGGUGCAAAAACUCCUAUUCCACUGAACUAGUCAAUGUGAGUGCCCCAGCCAACCGUUGUCUUAUUGCGGAACAACAAGAAGUCAAAAUAUUGUUAGAAACUGUCCAGGAGCAGAUUCGAAUUCUGACUCAUGCAAGGAGGUCAGAGGACUUUGAACUGACAACUGCCAAUGCUGAGAGCAGUACAAGUGAAAACACAGCUUUUCUGCCCAUGAGUCCUGUGGUGAAAUCGGAACGAGAGGCACAAUUUGUCUUAAAAAGUGAAAUGAAAAGAGACUCAGCAUUGAUCAAGUGACUUUGAACUGGGGGGUGGGGAAGGGGAGGGAACGGGAAGGGAAAGGGGAUGUACGGAUCUGUGCAUUUGAAGCUUUGCUAAACAGGAAAGAAAGGAAAUUAAAUACAAAUUAUUUAUAUGCAUUAAUUUAAGAGCAUCUACUUAGAAGAAACCAAAUAGUCUAUCGCCCUCAUAUCAGUGUUUUUUAACAAAAUAUUUUUUUAAGGGAAAGAGAGGUACCAGGUGGGACAACACUUAAACAGAAGUUCAGGAUCUUUCUUUCUUUCUUUCUUUCUUUCUUUCUUUUUUUCUUUUUUUUUCUGCCCACCCCUCCCUUCUCUUGUUUCCUCCAGGCUUAUCCAUGCAGUUUCACAAUCAGUUUUACAAAUGUCCCGUCUGAAAAUUUCGUCUGCCACCACCCUUAGAACUAUGAGUUUCAAAACAGUGCUACAUGACAACAUUGACUAAGAACUUCUCCUGUGCAUGGUUCAUUGAAACAAAUGGCUUACUCUUGCUAAGCUCCUAUUGUUUUGAGUGGAGUUUGCAUGGGUGGCGUUUGCAGUUGUGCCCAAUGUCAAUAGUCCCCCUCACCUUAUAACCCAAAUGUGCAAAGUUCCAACCCCUUCUUCCUCCAGAGCCACAGUUAACAUGCUACAUACUUUACCAUGAAGGUUUUGUGAGAGAGUUAGAAUUUCAAUCUAAAAACAAGUAAGGUGGUUAAAAUACUAUCUUAAGCAUCCUUUUCCAACUGCAUUGCUCUCGAGUUGUGUUAACUUCAAUUCCCCUCCACCUGCAGACAGAAUAGGUCAUAUUGGCUGUAAAUGGUAAAGGACCAUUGUACAACAUGUUUGAUAAAGAGUGAUGUAAAGGGAACCCUAAAGAAGGUUAAUAUUUUUCCACAAGUAAAACAACUGAGCGAAAUUCAUAAGAGGUUUGCCAUGACUUAUUAAGAAACAAAGAAGUGUUUCUGAAAGUUCCUCCUCUAGCCUAGUGGAGUCAAAACAGCUUUAAGAAGCCUGGCAACAUUGUCCAAGGGGCCCAGGUUGCAUAUUCCUCUCUUCUAUGAUUUUGAAUGUUCAAGACUCAAACUUUAGUACUCCAGAAAUCAUUGAUGCUUUGCAAUAUGGUUAACAUUUUCCAUACCAGAAAACUGGAGUCAAAUGAACACAAUUUAAAUAACUAAAACUAGGACCAAACUCUCUAUUCACCUCAUAUUAGCACCUACUGCUGAUGAGUAUUUGGAAAAACUUUUCUUCACCUCUCAGUUCUAAAUCGGCCAAAAAUUAUGCUCGAGAGGAAGGAAACACAUGGAAAAUAUGCAUGUGUGUGUCUCUCAACCUCCCUCCCACAACCAAAACAAAUGAAAACCUGAAGCCACAUUGUUUUGCCAUGGAGUUUAAAGUAUUGUCAAAUUUUAAUUCUUGGAAGUUAUUUGUGAACUCUAAGGACUGCUGAAGUAUGUGCAUAUGUGUGAAUUUUAGUUUUAUUAAUUCUUGUCCAGAGAUCUGGAGGAUCCAGUGUUUUCCUGUAUUUAGCAUAAUGUUUGAAACUGUCACCUUAAUUUACUUCCUUUUAUAAUAUCCCUGUUCACUUACAACUUUGUCACAAAGUGAGUUAUUUUGGCUGAACGUGAUCCAAAGCCCCUUUGGCCCAAGUGAGAAGAAAUGGCUAGUUUGCACACGAUUGUUUCCUAUAGGCCAAAUGGAAAAAUUGCUUAAUUUGAACAUAAUGGAAUAUUUUCUGCCUAUGUGGUCAGUUUUACCACAUGCAUAUAACUAUCUCUGCUUACCCUCCACUGCCUUUAGCCAGUGGUUAUGGUCUCUGUUGACACAGAGAGCCUUAGGCAUGAGUUUUAGCAACCAUGGUUAUUAAAGAAACAUGUACCAGGAAAUGCAAGUCUCCAGCAAGGUACAUGUGUCUUUUUAAGGAGACAUUCUAAUUUUCCUUCAGUGGUUACAAAAACAUCAUGAGAAUCCUGCACUUUUUGCAAAUAGUAAAAUCCAGAGCUGACUUUAAUUCAUGAGUGCAGGUAGAUCCCAAAAUCCAAAUGAACCCAUGAGCAGCCAUCUGUUUUUGGAUCCUUAUUCCACACAAUGUGCAAUCCACUGAGCCAAAGUGGUUUUAGAAAAAGAUUUAUAUUUUAAUGGAAUUCUGAGUGAGCACAGAAUCAGUUCCUUAAAUUAAGAUAAACUUGCCAGUUGGGGUUUUCCUAAGAACUUGAAAUUUCUUUUGUAUUGUUUUUAUUUAACCACAAACCACAAUAUGGCAUCAGAAUAAAGAACUUGUGUUCAGCAACAAA